AUGGCUGUUAAAACUGGUAUUGCCGUUGGUUUAAACAAAGGUAAGAAGGUCACCUCUAUGACCCCAGCCCCAAAGAUUUCUUACAGAAAGGGUGCUGCUUCCAAGAGAACUACGUUCGUCAGAUCUAUCGUCAGAGAAUUCGCUGGUUUAGCUCCAUACGAAAGAAGACUAAUGGAUGUUAUCAGAAACGUCGGUGAAAAGAGAGCCAGAAAGGUCGCCAAGAAGAGAUUAGGUUCCUUCAAGAGAGCUAAGGCUAAGGUCGAAGAGAUGACCAACAUCAUUGCUGCUUCCCGUCGUCAUUAA
Messenger RNA from Tetrapisispora phaffii CBS 4417, 303 nucleotides. Its product is annotated as 60S ribosomal protein eL36. The transcript has 2 exons. Gene Ontology annotation, molecular function: structural constituent of ribosome. Gene Ontology annotation, biological process: cytoplasmic translation. Gene Ontology annotation, cellular component: cytosolic large ribosomal subunit; ribosome. The record is from RefSeq and is a predicted model, not a curated record. Lineage: Eukaryota; Fungi; Ascomycota; Saccharomycetes; Saccharomycetales; Saccharomycetaceae. Bases 1 to 303 code for a protein of 100 amino acids.